Molecule: messenger RNA, 1811 nt
Organism: Thalassophryne amazonica
Lineage: Eukaryota; Metazoa; Chordata; Actinopteri; Batrachoidiformes; Batrachoididae
Product: zinc finger protein 385A-like
Exons: 8
Coding region: 464-1738 (424 amino acids)
Cellular component (GO): nucleus
Molecular function (GO): nucleic acid binding; zinc ion binding
Source: RefSeq, a predicted model, not a curated record
GAGAGAGAGAGAGAGAGAGAGAGAGAGAGGCAUGCUGUGGUGCAGAGGUUCCUCCAGAGAGCAGAGGCUCCAUCCAAAGCUGGAUCCUCUGUGCGUUUGUUCUGCUCUUCCUUCCACUGAGGGUGAACAUGUAGCAGUGAAUAAAUUACAGGCUUCUUUGCACAAUUCUUUGAGUGCAUGUUUUGUUGCAGUCAGAACUGCUGCGCUUCUCCUGCUGCAACAUCUGGCUGUGUGUGGAGAUCUGAAAAAAGCCCUUGAUGUGUGACAAGGAAAAGAGCUGAAGGGAAACAUCAUAGGGAUGCAGAGUGAAGGCUGGCAUGUUGGACGUCUUUUUUACCCCGUACUGGUGCUGACCUUUGAAAGCCACAAAGGUGGGCGCUGAAGGUUUGAGUCACCUCUAUAACUGAUCGAGGAAACAAACAGCUGUGCAGGAAAAAGGAACUUGAGAGUGGAAGGAGACAGGAUGAUCUUGGGUCAUUUUCUUUGUACCUACACAAGAGGCAUAAACCGACUGGGGCCGGUCCCUGCUUUCCUCAGGAGCCCACCAGUCAUACCAGCACCACUGGACCUGAAGCCCUUCCUCCAGUUUCCCCUGGAGUCUCCUCACCCAGCCAGCGUCAGCCUGUUCCGUAACUUCAGUACAAUGGACCUGGUCCAGAAGGCUGUGAUGACCCACACCUUUGGUCCACCCAUAGUGAAGACAAAGCGGCCAAUUAUCUCCUGCAAUGUCUGUCAAAUACGCUUCAAUUCAGAGAGCCAGGCUGAGGCCCACUACAAAGGGAACCGCCAUGCUCGAAGACUGAAGGGGAUCGAGACGUCAAAGACACCUCGAGUCCAAAAUCGUGACAAGCAACAAAGUCCUAUGACGGCUUCACCCUCCCCACCAGGUCCUUUGCCCUCCAGCCCCUCACCCAACCUUAAUAAGCAGGAUGACAUGCAAUCCUGUAUCAUCGCUAAUGAGUCACCUCUGACCCCUAUCCAACUUCCAACACCCACACUGAUGUCAACAGAUGCUGAGUGCCCCCACUUACCUUUGCCGGCCUCUUUCUCCCCAAUCUCGGCCCUCAGUGUCCCUUCUGCAGAUCCAGCCGUGGCCAGCCUCCCUGACACUCCGUCUCCAGCACCAAGCCCUUCUUCAGGAGAGUCGGAGGAGGAGAAAGCCAAAAAGCUUCUCUAUUGCUCCUCCUGCAAAAUAGCUGUUAAUUCUCUCUCACAGCUGGAGGCACAUAAUAAAGGUACCAAACAUAAAACAAUUCUGGAGGCACGAAGUGGAUUGGGACCUAUUAAAGCAUAUCCACGUCUGGGUCCAAAAUCCAGCUCAGAGCAGGGAGGUGAUCAAACAUCUGACCCCAACACUCAGGAACGAACCUUCCACUGUGAGAUCUGCAAUGUUAGAGUCAACUCAGAGGUACAGCUUAAACAGCAUAUAUCCAGCCGGAGACAUCGUGAUGGGGUUGCAGGAAAACCAAAUCCUCUUCUCAGUAGGCACAAGAAGCGGACAGACUUUGUGGAAUUUCCAAAAUCUCUGGCGGCUGGACUCUUACCAAACCCUCUGGCUGUUGCUGCUGCCAUGGCAGCUGCAGCCUCCUCCAAUCAGCUGGCCUUACGCGGCCCUGGUCCCACCUCCCAUGCUCACCCUCAUCACCACCUCUUUCAGGGAACACCCCUCAACCUGCUGAGGCCAGCCCCGGGACCGAUUCGCACCACGCGUGGGCCAAUCCUCUUCACGCCGUACUGAUGGAGACAGAAUGAGGACACACCCACAAGCACACUGUGAUGCGGCGACCUGCAAUAAUGUGUACUAUUGGGAC